Platichthys flesus (European flounder) is the source of this 3197-nucleotide messenger RNA. RefSeq names its product protein mono-ADP-ribosyltransferase PARP6-like. Bases 1 to 1962 code for a protein of 653 amino acids. The transcript has 22 exons. Gene Ontology annotation, molecular function: protein serine/threonine kinase activator activity; kinase binding; NAD+ poly-ADP-ribosyltransferase activity. Lineage: Eukaryota; Metazoa; Chordata; Actinopteri; Pleuronectiformes; Pleuronectidae. Gene Ontology annotation, cellular component: nuclear envelope; intracellular anatomical structure; endoplasmic reticulum tubular network. Gene Ontology annotation, biological process: endoplasmic reticulum unfolded protein response. The record is from RefSeq and is a predicted model, not a curated record.
AUGUAUGCAGUCCUGCAAGUGUCUAAUCUGACCAGACUGCAGAGCAGCAGGCGACUGCUAACAAGGGAGACUGAGUGCCAACAGCGAACAGAGAGCCAAACCGAUGAGGACAGUGACACAGGGGAGAUCCUGUGUGGAAUACAGGAGAGCUGUGCCACGGACCUGUAUCACCACCCCCAGCUGGAGACGGACAUCGAGGCCGUCAGGACUCUGUAUUCUGACUCUGGUGUCUCUGUCAGGGUGUAUCGACCAAUCGAUGCUGUGGACGUUGAUUUAAACAUUAACUCCAUCUUUCUGGAUGAGGAGGUGGCCAACGCCUGGAGGAUUGACCCGUUGGAGCCCAUUGUUAUCCGUCUGCACUUCUCUCUGUCUCAGUACCUGGAUGGACCCGCACCUUCAGUUGAAGUCUUCCAGCCUUCCAACAUGGAUCACUUCAGGCUCGGGAACCAACUGCAGAAUAUUCUCGCAGUUUUCAUAUCUCGGGUGAGGGACCACCUGACCAACGAGAAGAUCGUGGUCCAGCAGAAGCGCAGACACAGCUGGUUCAGGCCGAGUGGAACCAUCAAGAAAUUCAGAGCGCGACUCACCAUCUGGUUACCACUUUCAAAGUCAAAUGAGCUCCAGCCUCCAUCUAUGAAAGGAAGACUUUUUUUACCAGGCAGGAAACUGAGCCGAUUCACAAAUCACACAAGCUACUACACCAUCAAGAAUCCCAGGGGAGAGCUCUUCACCUACACACCCAGUGGGAAGAGGGUGUUGGUGUCAGCAGUGAAAUCAUCAGCACAGCUCAGCACCAAACAUCUGAUAGAGCUGCUCUUCUCCUCCAAGGCCAUCAGACACUGCAAGACCACCCCCACUCUGCAGCAUGGCUUUUUAGUGCAGAUAAUGAGGUACGCUGAGCAGAGAAUGCCGACGCUGAAUGAAUUCUGUGUGGUGUGUGAUGAGCGACAUGUGUUUCAGAACGGCCCCAUGUUAAAGCCUGCAGUUUGCACCAGGGAGCUGUGUGUGUUUUCCUUCUACACACUGGGGGUCAUGUCUGGAGCUACGGAGGAGGUUGCUACCGGUGCAGAGGUGAUUGACCUGCUGGUCGCUAUGUGUAGAGCGGCUCUUCAGUCUUCACGCAAGAGCAUCAUAUUUGAGCCAUACCCGUCUGUCGUUGAUCCAUACAAUCCCAAAACCCUGGCCUUUACUCCUAAGAGAAAGAGCUACGACCAUCUGCAAAAAUCUCUGGACAGUGUCUUAUUAGUCAGGAGGAUGGCACAGGGUCCACAUUCUGAAAUUAGGAAGCAGAUGGACAAGUUAGAUCCUCUCGCUUAUCCCCUGCUACAAUGGAUUUUAGCGAGCAACAGGUCCCACAUUGUCAAGCUUCCACUGCACAAGCAACUGAAGUUCAUGCACACGCCCCAUCAGUUCCUGUUGAUCAGCAACCCUCCGUCCAAAGAGGCUCGAUUCAAAACCGCUAGAAAGCUUUAUGGCAGCACCUUCGCUUUCCAUGGUUCCCACAUUGAAAACUGGCACUCUAUUCUAAGAAACGGGCUGGUUAAUGCCUCAUACACCAAACUACAGCUUCAUGGAGCUGCAUAUGGGAAAGGCAUCUAUUUGAGUCCAAUCUCAAGCAUAUCUUUUGGAUAUUCAGAGAUGGGGAAAGGUCGACACCAAAUAACUGCCAGAGAAGAUCUCCUAAAGAAAUACAAUCGAAUGAACAAAAUCAAACAGGAAGAGCCGGGGCAAGCAAGGUUUCUGCAGAGCAGCAACCUGAACUGCAUUGCACUCUGUGAAGUCAUCACUUCAAAAGACCUUCAAAAGCAUGGGAACAUUUGGGUCUGUCCGAAAUCUGACAACGUGUGCACACGCUUCCUCUUUGUGUAUGAAAAUGGUCAGGUGGGAGAUGUCCACAUCAACGCUCAGGAACCCGCGAUCCACAGGGAAAUUUUACAAGUAAUUGCUUCAAAGCCGUGCUGAGAAGACAAACAUUUGCCAUAUAGCAACAAUUAUUCAUGCCGUAGGUUUCAUAUAAAAACAUGGACCAAGAGUAAAUCUAAACAUUAACCCUAAUAGGCCCUGAGCACUGACAUGCACAGACAGACAGUGAGGCCCUGUUGAAAUUGUAAGGAUUAUUGUUAUUAUCUUGCAGGCGAAUGAAUUGGCUUUUUUUCUAGGGCUUUAACAUGCUCAAAUUCUUAUAAAAAUUUGCAGAAAAUUAGAAAGUGGUGAAAAUGUACGUAUUCAGGAGGAAUUUUCAAGGGGCGUGGCAAAACGGCUCAACGGUGCCCCCCAAGACCCCGUUCACAUGUGUAUCAUGACCAGACAAACAAAAAAGUCAGAGGUGCAAUUGGAAAAACAUAACAGGAAGCCUGCUAUUUUUCAUUUAGUCGCCAUUUUCGCCAUAUUCCACAUUUUUACUUUGAGUUACUUGUCCCAGGGCUUACUUCAGUGAUGCACAAUUACCACCAAACUUCUGCCUCAUGAUCAGAGUCCCAGCCUGAAUAGCUUUAUGUGUCAAUAUUUCCUCAGGGUCAGAGCGCCUCCUACUGAUCAGUGUGAAAAUGGAGUUGUUGUAAUUAUUAUUCAUUUUUUUCAGGCAAAAGGCAUAAAACGCUUCAAAAAUGCAUGUGCUCGGACCAGCUCAGUGCUGCUUUGCAGUCUAAUACAUUUUUGAAUUAAAUUUUAUAGUUGGUACUUUCCAAGGUUAAGCAAUCCUGGUUUAAUAUUGAUUUCAUAUAGGUAAUAUCUAAGAGCUACAACAGUAGUCAAUAAUUUGGUUGACAGAACAUUUCUGAUUGAACAACUGAUCGAAAAAGUGCCAAAAAAUGUAAAGGUACCAGUUUCAAAAAUGUUAAACUAUGAUUAACUGAAUAUCUCUGGAUUGUGGAUGGUUGAUCCAAUAGAACAAGACAUUUGAAGGAGAAAUGAUUGCUCAUCAUUGACAACAAAGUAGUUCACAUGUGGGGAGACAGAUACACUAAUGAUUCUAUAAUUUUAUCAUGCAAAUGAAUAGGCUUUUUGAGGGCUUUAACGUGCCAAAAAUUUGCAGAAAAUUUGAAAGUGGUGAAAAUUGACUUUUCAUUUAUUUAUUUUUUCAUUUACCUCCUUCACAAAAGCUGAUUUUUUUUUUAUAUAUACUAUUAUAUUGUGGGAUUUUAGAUACUGGAUGAUUUAACAUCCAGUAUUAACCUCGUCUUAAGUUUAGCUUUAAC